AACUCAAACUAGCACGAGAGAGAGGCGGGCGGAGACAGAGCGCAUACUGACAUCAGAACAGAGAGUGCUCUGCUCAGCUCAGCUCAGCUAAGCGAGCGGCCCAGCCUCGCCCUCAGCAACACAACACAGUCAUCGCAGCAAGAAACAGUCGCCCAAGAUGAUGCUCGCGUACAUGGACCACGCCACCGCCGCCGCCGCGGAGCCGGAGACCAUGGAGCUGGCCACGGUCGCCGACGCGGCGGAGUGCGCGGCGGCGCGGGACUUCGGCGGGCUGGUGAGCGCCCGGCCCGCGGCGGUGGUCCGUCCGGCGAGCGCGGACGACGUGGCCAGCGCCAUCCAGGCGGCGGCGCUGACGGCGCACCUGACGGUGGCGGCCCGCGGCAACGGGCACUCGGUGGCCGGGCAGGCCAUGGCCGACGGCGGGCUGGUCCUGGACAUGCGCGCGGUCGCCCGGCGCACGCAGAUGCAGCUCGUGUUGCUGAGCGGCGCGGCCUUCGCGGACGUGCCCGGCGGCGCGCUGUGGGAGGAGGUCCUCCACUGGGCCGUGUCGAACCAUGGGCUCGCGCCCGCGUCCUGGACGGACUACCUCCGGCUGACCGUCGGCGGCACGCUGUCGAACGGCGGCGUGAGCGGGCAGUCGUUCCGGUACGGCCCGCAGGUGUCGAACGUGGCGGAGCUGGAGGUGGUGACGGGCGACGGGCAGUGCCGGGUGUGCUCCCCGUCCGCCCACCCGGACCUCUUCUUCGCCGUCCUCGGCGGGCUCGGGCAGUUCGGCGUCAUCACCCGCGCCCGCAUCCCGCUGUCCCCCGCGCCGCAGACGGUGAAGUGGACGCGCGUGGUGUACUCGAGCUUCGCCGACUACGCGGCGGACGCGGAGUGGCUGGUGACGCGGCCGUCGGAGCGGGCGUUCGACUACGUGGAGGGCUUCGCGUUCUGCCGCAACGACGACCCGGUGAACGGGUGGCCGUCGGUGCCCAUCCCCGGCGGCGCCCACUUCGAGCCGUCCCUGCUCCCCGCCGGCGCCGGGCCGGUGCUCUACUGCCUGGAGGUGGCCCUGUACCAGCACCACCACCAGCAUCCCGACGACGUGGACGAGAGGGUUGGGGAGAUGCUGCGGCCGCUCAAGUACGUGCGCGGCCUGGAGUUCGCGGCGGAGGUCGGGUACGUGGAGUUCCUGUCGCGCGUGAACCGGGUGGAGGAGGAGGCCCGCCGGAACGGCAGCUGGGCGGCGCCGCACCCCUGGCUCAACCUCUUCAUCUCCGCCCGCGACAUCGCGCACUUCGACCGCGCCGUCAUCAACGGCAUGCUCGCCGACGGCAUCGACGGGCCCAUGCUCGUCUACCCCAUGCUCAAGGCCAAGUGGGACCCUAACACGUCGGUGGCCCUGCCGGAGGGCGAGAUCUUCUACCUGGUGGCGCUGCUGCGCUUCUGCCGGCCGUCCGGGACUGGCGGCCCGGCGGUGGGCGAGCUGGUGGAGCAGAACGCCGCGGUGGUCGACGCCUGCCGCCGCAACGGCUACGACUUCAAGACCUACUUCCCGAGCUACCGCGCGCAGUCCGACUGGGCGGCCCACUUCGGGUCCAAGUGGGCCCGCUUCGUCGACCGCAAGGCCCGCUACGACCCGCUCGCGAUCCUCGCCCCGGGCCAGAAGAUCUUCCCCCGGACCCCCUCCGCCGGCGCACGGGCCAUCGUGUAAGGCGAUCUUGCCGGCGAUGGCGAUCAUGAAAUACUGUUGUUGGCGAUAAUGAUGGCGGCUGAUUCGGGCGAUUGGUGGCGAUGAUGAAUCGGAGAUCUCGAUCGACGAGGGGGUAAUCGUGAUGAUGAUAUAGGGUCGCUGUUAGGUGCAUCGGGGAGGGGACAGAGGGGGCCGGCGGACGCUGUCGAGGGCCUUGCUUGAUCCAGGGAAGAAGGGUUGCAAAGAUAACGAAAGCUGUGACCUUUCUCUA
Messenger RNA from Lolium perenne, 1946 nucleotides. RefSeq names its product cytokinin dehydrogenase 11. Gene Ontology annotation, biological process: cytokinin metabolic process. Gene Ontology annotation, molecular function: cytokinin dehydrogenase activity; FAD binding. The record is from RefSeq and is a predicted model, not a curated record. NCBI's taxonomy places the organism in Eukaryota, Viridiplantae, Streptophyta, Magnoliopsida, Poales, Poaceae.